AACCGCCGCCAGCCGCGCGCGCGUUUGGACCAACCGGCACACGCGCGAGCUUCCCCCUGGCGGGCGCCGGCGCACGGGACUUUACCUGAGGGGAAGGCAAGAUGGCGGAGAGCGGGCCGGGGUCUGAGGGGAGCAGCGAGGAGGAGCUGCCCGCCUUCCCCUCCCUACUGCGGCCGUCGCCGCCGCCCGGCGAGCUGGGCUGCCGGCCGUCCUCCUCUCCCGCUCCCAAGUCGGGAGGGAUCGUGGUGGUGAGCAGUGAGAGCGAAGCGGAGGAAGAGGAUGGCGUGGAGGAGGAGGAGGAGGAGGUGGUGGAGGUCGUCCCUCUGGCUGAGAGGAUCAAGAGGAGGAUGGGAGCAAAGAGGGCGGUGGCUUUUGAUCCCCCCCAGACGGGCGGUGGCGAUGCCGCCGGGCGAGCUGGCCUUUGUGUUAGCGGUGGCCUGUUGGCAGCUGAAAGCAGAGGGCCGCAGGGAGUCUUGGUGACGUCUGGAGAAGUGUCUUGUGGUAGCCAAAAUGACACACUCGGUGCUGAGAGGCCUACCUUGUGCCUGCUGCCAGCCUCUCCAUCUGACUCCACACAUCAGCCUGGUAGACCUCUAGUUAGCGGAGCAAGCCCAGAGACAUCCCCUGCUCCCAAGAAGCCAAAAUAUAGUCAGAAGGAAAGGGAGGCAGUCUGCCAGGCUAUGUGGCAGAGGAGGAAGGAGCGAGAAGCACAGAGGAGGCAGCAGGAGCAGGAAAAAGAGAGGAAGAGGGCCCUUGCCAAGAUACUGAAGGCUCAGCGACCGGGGGAGUGCCAGAAAUACAUAACAGUGGUGCUGGAUGCAGUUCUCUUACAGGUGGAAGGCGGUGGACAGAUCCUUAGUGCUUUGCAGGCUGCAAAUUAUUCCUGUGUUGUUGAGGAUCAGGGUGUUCCCUGCAGCAUCACCUGGAGGAGAAAGAGUGUAUCAUCUCAGAUGGAAGAAGGAGAUAAAUGGACAGAAGAACCAAAUGUCCUGAUUCUGCUUCGCUUGGAGGAGUUUUUGUCCAUGGUUCACCACUACAAACAAGAGGCUGAGGGCUGUACAGAAGGACAGAAGGAGACCCUACAGAGCUAUGUAGCUCGUGUGAUGGAGAAAAUGCCUGGGAAAAUUCUGGCACUGGCAGUAGUUGAAGUAGAAAAUUAUUUCAGGUCUCUCAGAGUUCAGUCAAAAAAGAGACUGCAACAGGCAGCAGCGAGUAAAAACCAAGAAGAGGAACAGGGAAAACAGAGAAAAAAGACAGUUAGGGAUUCUAGCCUGGAGAUAACCAGAAUGGAUGUGGAAGAAGCCUUAGUGGAUCUGCAGCUGUGCAAACAAGUCCAAGUUAGCUUUUUUGAGAGCUGGGAGGAGCUCGGAGAAUUUGCCACUAUGUUCACAAAAGCUGUAGCUGAAGCCCCGUUCAAGCGAGAGCGGGAGAAGACGGGGUUCUCUUUCUACUUGGAGAAGGGGUGGUGCGGAGGGGUGAAGGUGGAUCAUUCCGGAAAGGGUCUCUUUGAAGUUUGGAAGAGGCAGAUACAACAAUUUAACCGGGUCAGCCUCGAGAUGGCUGAGGCUAUUGUGUCUGCAUACCCUUCUCCUCAGCUUCUGAACCAGGCCUACAGCAGAUGCUCCUCGGAGCAGGAGCGGGAGAACAUGCUGGCUAAUAUCCCUGUGUGCCGCGGUGAGGGUGUGACAGCCACCUCCCGGCGGAUCGGACCAGAACUCUCCCGACGGAUCUAUCUGCAGAUGACUUCCCACGAUCCUGAUCUCUAUUUGGAUUUCACUGGGUAGCCCUAGGGAAUUAGAGUUUUACUGUUUGCCUGGUUUAAGUAUUCAGCUUCCUGCUGGGAAGAAGUGCUUAGACAACAAAUAGAGCCAUUGAUCCUAGUUUAAAGACUUUAAGCACUUUUAGACUUCACUGUAGCAGAAGAAGGUUGGAUAAAAUUGCUGAAGGGCUGGAGCUUAUGCAAGAAAGGUGAACAUCUUCUGUAAGAGAAUGAGCUGGGCACAGCUUAUAGUACUGAUAGUUUCUUUUAUUUGUCUUCAGAGAAAAUAAAUCAUUUUCAGUAAUAAUGA
This is a messenger RNA of Tyto alba (common barn owl), 2069 nucleotides long. RefSeq names its product essential meiotic structure-specific endonuclease 1 (gene EME1). The coding region runs from base 102 to 1784 and encodes 560 amino acids. Gene Ontology annotation, biological process: replication fork processing; resolution of meiotic recombination intermediates; mitotic intra-S DNA damage checkpoint signaling. NCBI's taxonomy places the organism in Eukaryota, Metazoa, Chordata, Aves, Strigiformes, Tytonidae. The transcript is spliced from 8 exons. Gene Ontology annotation, cellular component: Holliday junction resolvase complex; nucleus. Gene Ontology annotation, molecular function: nuclease activity; DNA binding. The record is from RefSeq and is a predicted model, not a curated record.